AUGGAUCUUCCUAGAGGAUUGACGCUAGAACAAGCGCAUGCUGAGCGUAUUAAUAGAGAGAUGGUAGAUCUAAGGCAACAGAUGCAAAGGAGAAGAGAUAACCGUCCACAACAACAACCGCCUCGUCGUGAAGAAGAUUUCAGAGUGGAUUUCCCUAAUUUUGAAGGUAAUCUGAAUCCAGAUGACUUUCUCGAUUGGUUGAGAUCUAUGGAGAUGGCGUUUGAAUACAACACUUAUGACGAUGAGAAGAAAUUUAAGUUAAGGUGUGAUGUUCAAGAGCCACAAGAAAGGACCAUUGUGCGUUUUGUGCAUGGUUUGAAUGAGGAGACUGCGUCUAAGGUGGAGCUGCAAACUUUCUGGACUCUUGAUGAUGCUAAGAAGCUUGCUAUCAAGGUGGAGAAGCAGAAUAGAGCGGGAAAGAAACCAUACACCAGAWCAUACAAUUCUGGUUCUUCUUUUAAUCCUAGGGUGGCUGUUAAAGGAGAGAUGAGUUGUAGCAGCAAGAGGAUGGAUCCAAAGGUUACUACAACAGCGCCUAUAGACCUGAGUACAAAGAAGAAGUGUUUUAAGUGUCACGGAUUUGGUCAUUUUCAGGUUGAUUGUCCUAAUCGAAGAGUUAUGACAAUUCACGAGAUUUAG
This is a messenger RNA of Arabis nemorensis, 639 nucleotides long. Lineage: Eukaryota; Viridiplantae; Streptophyta; Magnoliopsida; Brassicales; Brassicaceae. The record is from the annotation of a GenBank genome assembly.